Hansenula ciferrii is the source of this 408-nucleotide messenger RNA. RefSeq lists its product as uncharacterized. Bases 1 to 408 code for a protein of 135 amino acids. The transcript has a single exon. The record is from RefSeq and is a predicted model, not a curated record. Lineage: Eukaryota; Fungi; Ascomycota; Saccharomycetes; Phaffomycetales; Wickerhamomycetaceae.
AUGCUGAGUUAUCUUCCAAUUGGUGGUGGUAUGAGAACAGGUUCCAAUCAAAAUCAAAAUCAAAACUCGCGGUGGAGUAUUGGUUUGGUUGUUCUAAUGAUCAGUUUAUCACUAUUCGGGUUUGAUGUGAAAGUGAUCUACUUUAUGUCAAAUUAUUCGUUUUACGUUUGUACCCAGGAACUAAUAAAAUUACGCUAUGAUGAACGAAGAGAGUCAAUCAUGAGAAAACUAGAAACAAAUUCAGAUGAACAUCAAGAAAUCCAAUUAAGAAAUCAAGUAGCUGAAGAACAAUUCAAAAUUACUCAAGAAGAAACAAGAACUAAAAUUUUGAUGAUUUUCGUUUCUGCUGGUAUGUUAAUCGGUGGUAUUCUACUUAAUCUUUGGAUAUUUCGCCACGAUGAUCAAUAA